AUGCGCGGUCUCGAUGAUAGUACCGACAUCCUAAUUCAUGUUGGCCAGGCGGCCGGCGAACAGGUUAAAUAUGGGUGGAAUGCAUUUCUGAACUUUGCAGCGCGGGAUAACGUCCUCGAGGUUGCUCUAGGUUUGAUAAUCGCGAAUUCAUUCACGCAAGUUGUCACUUCCUUCGUAUCCGAUAUCGUGCUACCGAUUGUUUCUCUUUUGCCCUUUUUGAAUCGGAACAUGGAUCAGAAAUUUGCGGUCUUGUCUAGAGGUCCUAAUUAUGAUCCUCGAAAGGGGUAUAAUACCGUCGGCCAGGCUAGAGAUGAUGGUGCACUUGUUUUAGCUUGGGGUGGGUUCGUUGAGAAUUUAUUGAAUUUCAUGGGUAUCAGCCUGACACUUUUCGCGGUCGCGCAUUUAUACAUGCUCAUAUCUCAUAACAAAAUUAUCAAGCCUACUGUGAGGUGCAGGUACUGCAAGAAGUACAUCAGUGUGGAGGUCAGGUACCUUAAUGAGCCUGUUGCUUUGAUUCUAAGAGUGGAAUUGACGAAAGACUGGCAAGAUGGCAGGGAGGACCCGAUCAAACAAGACAACGAUGGAGAUGAUGAAUAUGAGCUGUGA
This is a messenger RNA of Penicillium malachiteum, 606 nucleotides long. RefSeq lists its product as uncharacterized. Gene Ontology annotation, biological process: monoatomic ion transport; intracellular water homeostasis. Gene Ontology annotation, molecular function: mechanosensitive monoatomic ion channel activity. The transcript has 4 exons. The record is from RefSeq and is a predicted model, not a curated record. The coding region runs from base 1 to 606 and encodes 201 amino acids. Lineage: Eukaryota; Fungi; Ascomycota; Eurotiomycetes; Eurotiales; Aspergillaceae.